AACUUGUGUGGACGCGCGGAAUAUUUCGAACGUUUUUUUGAAAUAAUUAAACUUCGUGCCGUUCAAAACAUUUUAUCUGAUUUGUGUGUUGUGUUUUUUGAAUACAUUUCGAAGACGUCCCAUAUUAUUUUAAAUCAAAAACGUGUGCGUUGGCCGUAAAUAGGUUGUGCUUCGUCGCUGACGGCUUUUAUUUUUAGUUUAGCUUGGUAAAGUUGCUCGUGUGGUGUGAGACGGGAUCUUAAUUUAGCGACGCAUAUAAGUAUGAACGUCGAAAUCGUUUGAAGAUUAAAAUGAGAAAGAAGAGAAAAACGAAGAGUGAUUAAAAUAUAUUUAAAUGAAAAAAUAAAAUAAAGCGAUAAACUCCAACCAAAUAUUAAUUAAAUACUCUAAACAAACUUUAACCAGACAGAGACUGGGUGUUUAAUAGUAAUCAUUGCUUAAAAGUGAACAAAUAUUAAAAAAGUACACAAGCAGAGCGUACCUCAAAAACAACCUUUUAAAAACAAACUUCGACCCUUUUACAAAUAAGUAAUCGUUUAAGGUGAUCUUUUGUUCAAAUAUUUUUGGGACUGCUGCCUUCAGUUUAUUUAGUUUACGUAAAAAGAACCCAAGCAUUAAAAAAAAAAACAACUGAACGUGUUAUUACGUUAUCUGUGAGAAUUAAAGCCCGCGAAUUUGUGAUUGUCAGUUGUCUUAAGUGAAAUCGGCGCCAAAGUUGGUGCAAUCAUUUCGUGUGUGGAUUAUUGUUCUGGUGUCAAAGUGGCUGGAGACGAGCAUUUGGACAUGUUGGGGGGCCCAGAGUGGGGCCAGCGGGAGGCCACCCCCCCUAGAGACGCCCCCCUACCGAGUUUCGGUUUCACACAGGAGCAGGUCGCGUGCGUAUGCGAGGUACUCCAACAAGCUGGCAACAUAGAGAGGCUAGGCAGGUUCCUCUGGUCCCUCCCAGCGUGUGAACGUCUCCACGCCCAUGAAUCGGUGCUCAAAGCCAAGGCCAUGGUCGCCUUCCACAGAGGAAAUUUUAAGGAGUUAUAUCGAUUGUUGGAAUCGCACAAUUUCAGCGCCCACAACCAUUCCAAUCUUCAAGAACUUUGGAUGAAAGCACAUUACUUGGAAGCUGAAAGGCUUAGAGGUCGGCCGCUAGGCGCCGUCGGGAAGUACAGGGUUCGGCGCAAGUUUCCUUUACCGAGAACAAUAUGGGAUGGUGAAGAAACUAGUUAUUGCUUUAAGGAAAAAUCUCGCACUGUCCUCCGAGAUUGGUACCUCCACAAUCCGUAUCCGUCGCCGCGGGAGAAGAGGGAACUGGCGGAGACGACCGGCCUCACGACAGUACAGGUGUCAAAUUGGUUUAAAAAUAGACGACAAAGGGACAGACAAGCUGAACAUAAAGACAGCGGCGGGGCGGGCGACAAGGCGCUGGACUCGUCCACGGACGACGACAGCGACGCGCCGCACGCCGCGCCCGCGCACGCGCCGCCGCUCUACCCGCUCUACGAGCACCCGCUCGCGCACCUGCAGUACCACCACUCGUGACCCCGCCGCUAGCUGUAGCGGUGACAGAACAAAUUCGAUGUUCAAUUUCAUCAAUUGUAAUUAUGUCCGAGCGACUGAGGUCGGCGUUACCGGGACUCACGUUCACACUGUAAAACGCAUCACACCCUAAACGCAUGUAACCGACACACCCACGUGUUCAAAAUGACAGCACAACACGACAUACAUUCGAUUAAUUAAUAUGUAAAUCUAAAGAGAACUCGCUUCUCACUCGUGAAAUUUCGAUAAUUCACGAUACACUAUUGGAAUACGUGUAUCCUUUAAAUAUUAUUAUUAAAUACAAUAUCGCAUAUCACUUUACAUUUCAUGAUAAUAUCUGCGUUGAGAUUCUAGUUGGUUCUUACAGAAUAGCUGUAAUAUUUCGUUUAUAAACUGUGUGGAGUCCAUUUGUAUUCUGUCAUAUAUAAAGUACAUUUUAAUUAAAAUAAUUAUUUAUUCUUAGUGAAAUUUAGAAUCGCUUUAAUAUGUGAUUAUCAUAUAUUUUGUCCAUAAUCAAAUACUGAAAAAAAAAACAUUAAUUGAUUCAAU
Messenger RNA from Nymphalis io (European peacock), 2076 nucleotides. Its product is annotated as homeobox protein SIX2. The transcript is spliced from 7 exons. Gene Ontology annotation, biological process: regulation of transcription by RNA polymerase II. NCBI's taxonomy places the organism in Eukaryota, Metazoa, Arthropoda, Insecta, Lepidoptera, Nymphalidae. The record is from RefSeq and is a predicted model, not a curated record. Gene Ontology annotation, cellular component: transcription regulator complex; nucleus. Bases 784 to 1530 code for a protein of 248 amino acids. Gene Ontology annotation, molecular function: DNA-binding transcription factor activity, RNA polymerase II-specific; RNA polymerase II cis-regulatory region sequence-specific DNA binding.